This is a messenger RNA of Zerene cesonia (dogface butterfly), 1933 nucleotides long. It is a transcript of the gene Y-y, whose product is annotated as protein yellow-like. Bases 93 to 1577 code for a protein of 494 amino acids. The record is from RefSeq and is a predicted model, not a curated record. NCBI's taxonomy places the organism in Eukaryota, Metazoa, Arthropoda, Insecta, Lepidoptera, Pieridae. The transcript is spliced from 4 exons. Gene Ontology annotation, cellular component: extracellular region.
UUUUAAAAGGCUGGGGUUAUUCAUAUUACUUUAGUUUCAUUCAAACAGCUGUAGCCAGUUGUAGGGCUAGUUACAACUGAUUUUACACUAAAAUGGUUGGACGCCUUCUUCUGUUCAGUUACAUAUUUGUCGUUGCUUCUGCAACGGUGAAACUUCGUGAGCUUUACGCCUGGAAUGUUCUGGAUUGGAAUUAUCCAGAUCCAUUUGCAAAACAACGGGAUAUUGAUAGCGGAGCUCUCAAUCCAAAAAAUGCACUGCCUGUCGGCAUUGAAAGAUGGAGAAACAAGCUUUUCGUAUCCGUUCCCAGGUGGUUCCCAGGUAUACCCGCUACAUUAAAUUAUAUUGAUAUGGACGCUCCGUAUGAUCCAUCUCCGAAAUUGACACCAUAUCCAAGUUUUAGAGAAAAUGAAUUAGGUAAUUGUGAUGAAGGUCUUACAACUGUGUACAGAAUCAAGGCAGAUAAAUGCGAUCGUUUGUGGGUCUUAGAUGUCGGCACCUACGGAUAUGAUCCAAAUGUUACUAAUCUUUGUCCCUACGCAUUGAACGUAUACGACCUACACACGAACAGACGUUUAAGACGAUAUGUAUUCAGAAAUGAAGAUAUUGUCUCAACAACUUUCAUCGCUAAUAUAGCCUUAGAUGAGGGCAAUUCAUGUGAUGAUACGUUCGCAUACUUCUCAGACGAGCUGGGAUAUGGUUUAAUCGCUUAUUCUUGGGAACAAAACAAAUCAUGGCGCUUUAGUCAUAGCUUUUUCUUUCCUGAUCCAUUGGUGGGUGACUUCAAUAUAGCAGGUCUAAACUUCCAAUGGGGUUCUGAGGGUAUAUUUGGAAUUUCUGCAUCGCCUAGAGGCCCUGAUGGAUACAGAACCCUUUAUUUCAGUCCCUUGUCAAGUUACACGGAGUUCGCUGUUUCCACGCGUAUUCUGAGAGAUGAAUCGAAAGUUGAAGGCUCAUAUCAUGACUUUAAAGUUGUUGGAUCUCGAGGCCCUAAUACGCACACGACAUCUAAAGUCAUGGAUGAGACGGGCGUCCAACUUUAUAAUUUAAUCGAUCAAAAUGCUGUUGGAUGUUGGAAUACGAACCUUCCACUAAAACCGCAAAACACUGCUAUCGCUGAUAAAGAUGACGUCGGUCUUAUUUUCCCCUGUGACGUGAAAAUAGAUCUGGAUAGAAAUGUUUGGGUAAUUUCAGACCGUAUGGCCGUCUUUUUAGAAUCAGAACUGGAUUAUAGCGAUAUCAAUUUCCGAAUUUAUGUUGCCAAUUUCGAUUCAUUGGUACAAGGAACAGUUUGUGAACCUGACCCAUCUCAAGCAAUUACGCAAUUUAAAAAUCCAACAUUUGACAAUUCACUGAGUAUUUACGAUGCAAACCUUGCUUCAGUAACUCCUCAAACUUUUACAGGCGUUUCUCCAGCUUUUAGAUCUCUUCCAACUUAUGUUAAUAAUGCGCAGCAAAAAUUCACCUACCAGUUUCCUAAUCAACCCGCACAGUCGUACGUUUUUUCCACUCCUAAACCACUUCUAAGCUCAAACAGACCCUGGUGGUUCGCAAACAACAAUUAUAGUCCAUACAAAUAAUUGUACUUUUGAGAGCUAACAAAUUAAUGAAUGUCAGAAUUUUCAUUUAAGUAUGAAAAUAUCUGAAAUUUAUUUCCCAAAUGUUAAAUAAAAUCAGUAGUUUGAAAAUCAUAGUAUUUAAGUAAUAAGUGUAUUAUGAAUGAAGAAUAGUCGUUUAUUAGUAGAACAUAAUAUGCGAUUUAUUUUUUAAGCAUUGUAAAUUUCACUACUAUAUUUAAGCAAAGCUCAAAUGAAUGAUUGUAGGAUGAUAUGAGAAAAUGUUUAUAAUGUAAAUGUAAUGCAGAUGAUAUAUAUAAUCGAUGUGACAUCGAUUAUAUGGCCGCGUGUUCUUAUGAAAUUAGAUUUUAUAACUAGUA